UACAGCAGUGCCGGCAUGAGGUUUAGCAUUUUAGUGGCUGCUCUCUUCUGUCAGAUUCUGCUGCAAGCCCAUGGUUUUGACCAUGAUCACGCCUACAGGACCUGCGAAGGUAAAGUCUACUACGAUUGCUACGACUUCUGCCGCAGGGGCUGCUCCGAAACCAUGGGCAGGUGUGUGCAUCGCUGCCUGAAUGGAUGCGGAUGUGUUGCGGGCUCAAUCAUACGCAACAACGGGGGCUGCAAGAGGGUGAUAAAGUGCACCAGUGAUGAUCAAGACUCUGCUUCGAUGGAAAAUCAAGACUAUUCGGGGCAAUACGUGACAGAUUGGUGGGAGGAGAUGCAGCCUAUGCUUGAAACUGCAUUAAAAAAAGCAGUUCCGGCUUUAUUGGAAGGUACUUCGAAUCGAGGCCGGGCUAAUGAUAUUCCCCCCGGGGAAUCGAUCGAGUGGAGUAGGGAUGUGGAGCCUGUUCUGCUACCUGCCCUCAAUCAGCACCCGGGCUUGGAAAAAAUACUGGAAAAACGACGCUAGAGGAGCACUUGAUGAAGAAAAUAAUCUGAUGAACUAAUAAAAAACAAUCGAAUUUUCUCUAAAAUAAUUAAAAUAUGGGAAUUAUUUUAAUUAUCAAUUCCUUUUAGAAUAAUAUUUGUUGCGCAAGUCAAACGGCUUGAAAAAAUUAUA
Messenger RNA from Drosophila gunungcola (fruit fly), 678 nucleotides. RefSeq lists its product as uncharacterized. Lineage: Eukaryota; Metazoa; Arthropoda; Insecta; Diptera; Drosophilidae. The record is from RefSeq and is a predicted model, not a curated record. The transcript has a single exon. Bases 16 to 528 code for a protein of 170 amino acids.